GAACAUUUUCUAAAGUUAAAUUCAAGUAAAAGCCAAGUGUGAGUGAAUUUCGAAAUCGCUGUUGCGUGACUUGUUGCAAAACAGUAAAGUGCUGCAAAGAAAAAUGUUUAAAUCUGCUAAACAGAAGGCAUGUAUAGAAAUGACUGGAUCUAAAUUGAAAAUAAGAACAAACACUCUGGAACAGUCGUACAUCACAGAGACGAAUACGAACGACAAAAACCAAGGAUCUAAUGAACACCAACUUGGAGGAAAUAUAUUAAUUGGAAAUUAUGAUUUUCUAAAGGAACUGGAAAUCACUGAUAAUGGCAUGGAAAUUCUUGACUUGAGCUCAUUGGCACAACUGGAAAUAUUGACAUGUAAUCAAAACAAAUUAAAGGAAUUAAUAAUUAACGGAAAGAGUUUGAAAAUAUUAACAGCAAAACAUAACAAUCUCAUUACAAUAAAAUCCUUAUCGCCACCAACAAAACUUUUGAAUAUCGACAUAUCACAUAAUGAUUUCGAAGAAUUACCACAUUGGCUAGAUGCUUGCAGAAAUUUAAACAGUUUAUUUGGCGAUCACAACCGGCUCUGGACCAUGGACAAUAUCUUCACAAAGGAUGGAUUAAAAAAAUUGCAUACUUUCAGUGUUGCUUACAAUCAGUUGACAACUUUAAAUAUUUCUACAUUGACUUUUGGUGCUAUUACGCAUUUAUAUUUUCAAAGUAAUAAACUGCAAAAGCUUCCGGAUAAUUUCUUUACUAUUACUUCGAAGACUUUGAAGGUGUUGAAUGUCUCGUGUAAUAAUCUCUGUGCAGUUGGCGAUUGUCAUGAAGGUGUUGAUGACACGGAUUGGUGCUUGGAAGAAUUAUAUCUAUCAAAUAAUUAUCUGAAUGAAAGUAUAUUUCCACAUUUUGUAAGAGCAAAGAAGCUACGUGUUCUUCAUGUAGCUUAUAAUAAGAUACGUGAGUUGCCUGAGGAUAUCAUACGCAACUGGAGUGAUUUAGAGGUGUUGGUGCUGUCAGGGAAUAAGUUACAUAAUCUACCAGAAAACAUUUGCAUGCUUACGAAAUUGGAAGUUCUGCGUUUGCAUUCGAAUUUGCUACAAACGACACCAAGCCUUACGAAAUUGGCUAGCUUAAAAGUUUUGGAUUUGGCACACAAUCAAUUGGAUCAUGUUAAUCUUUUGCAUUUUAUGCCGAAAAAUAUAAAAUAUUUAGAUUUAUCAUGCAAUUCUCAUCUACAAUUUGAUGAGCGGCAAGUGCAGAUGUGCCAGUCUCUGAAAAAAAUGAGCUUGGUCGAUGUGAGUGGUAAGAAUCGGGAAAGUUUACCAACACGAAAAUUGGUGGAAAUGAAAGACAGUAAUAUCUUGCGUCAGCCGUGGACUGUGGGAUUUACUGAAACUACCGGGAGAUGUCGGAAAUUAUUGGUGAAGCAAUUGCGCUUAUGUAACUUUGCAGAAGACGAAGGUCUCUUUGGUAUACUUGAAACCGCUACAAUGGGUGCAAUAACUACUGCGCUCGUUAACUUUGUGCCACAAAUAUUAACACAUGAAAGGAGUGUAAAAGAAACCGCAAAAGAUUAUAUGAAAUAUACAUUGUUGUCAGUAUAUCAACGCUUAGCGUGCGAGCGUGCGUGUGACGAUAUGCAAAUUGCGCUUUGUCACAUUGCCAAAGAAAGUAUAGGCUUCAAAGAUUAUAUGCGGCCGAAGAGAACUAAACGCUUUGUAUUACGUGUCGCCAGUAUUGGUAACAUUAAGGCAUAUUUAGUGCGUAAGGCAACAACAAUUUGCUUGACAGAUGCUACCCCCAAUGAUGAGACCAUUUUAAAAUCUGACAAUUGUAAUAACCCAGCUAAUACGCUCAUAUCAGAUCCCACCAUACACGAAACUUUUUUAAGCAAUGAUGAUGAAUUCUUAGUAAUCUGCAAUGCCAAUGUUUGGCGCGUUAUGGACAUCGACCGCGUCACUAAGGAGAUACGUAGUGAGGAAAAUAUAGUUUUGGCGGCUAAGCGCUUACAGGAUAUUGCUCAAAGUUUUGGCGCCGAUGAGAAUCUUAGCAUUCUUAUUAUACGCUUCAGAUAUGUAGGCACGGAUGUGGAUGAUUUAUUGAAAGAACUGAAGAAAACUGUACGAAAAAAUCCCAACACACAAAAUGUUAACCCCGACGAUAAAAUCUCAAUCGGCAGUCAACGCUUAAUUGGACGUUGUUCACCGCGUCAAGUCCUAAUGGGUAGCAUAAUGAAGAGUGAUCGCUCGUCACCGAGUGGGCAGAGCGAUCACGCGCAAAAUUUUCUCAAUAAAGGUGCAUAUGGCGCCGAAGAGUAUGCUUUUGCGACAGAGCAUGUAUUGGAGGAAGACGACGAUGAUUUGGAAAUUUUACAGGAAACCGAUUCAGUGUUAUCAGAAGAACAGUUUAAAUGUUGGGAAUAUAUGCUGGAGCAAAAUACACAAUUGCUUUUCGACAAAGAGCUCAAUACAAUCUCCAAGUCAAUAACGAAAUCACAUAAUAACGAUGCUUCUGUCGAACUUAAUAUCGGAUUAGAUACAAAUGACUGCAAAGAAAGUAAUAUAAUCAAAAGUUUUGGCAAUCGGUUUAUAUCACACAGUUCACCGCAAUUACUUUACAAUGAGAUAAAAAAACCACUAACUACAACACUCGCACACAAGCAUCUUGAGAAACGUCAUCAGCGACACCAACAACAGCAAAAUAAUCAACAACAAGUGUCGUUCUUGUCAAAACACUUUGGCAGUUGUCGCUCAUUUCAAACUCAAUCCAGAUAUAAUCUUUUCGAAUCGAAAAGUCAAAACUCAGUGAAUGUUGGUCUGAGUUCGAAGUGGAGUGGUGGGCCAAACGCAGCCUACUUCGGUUCAUUACAACGUCUUAUGCCAUAUAAUUUGGAAUAUGAUUUCACAGUUACGCAGGAUCGCAGCGCAUUUAACGAGGAGGAUGAUGAGUAUAGUGAACAAGAAGAUCGUAUGAAACAAUAUUGGGGCAUAGCCACAACGGAAUUGUAAAUAAAUAUACAAUAUAUGUCGCAUGUAGUUAGGUAUA
This is a messenger RNA of Ceratitis capitata (Mediterranean fruit fly), 3029 nucleotides long. RefSeq names its product protein phosphatase PHLPP-like protein (gene Phlpp). Gene Ontology annotation, molecular function: protein binding. The transcript is spliced from 3 exons. The record is from RefSeq and is a predicted model, not a curated record. Lineage: Eukaryota; Metazoa; Arthropoda; Insecta; Diptera; Tephritidae. The coding region runs from base 104 to 2992 and encodes 962 amino acids.